Messenger RNA from Glycine soja, 777 nucleotides. RefSeq names its product RING-H2 finger protein ATL1-like. The transcript has a single exon. Gene Ontology annotation, biological process: protein ubiquitination. The record is from RefSeq and is a predicted model, not a curated record. NCBI's taxonomy places the organism in Eukaryota, Viridiplantae, Streptophyta, Magnoliopsida, Fabales, Fabaceae. The coding region runs from base 121 to 696 and encodes 191 amino acids.
CCCUCAUUGAAUAGAUAAGGCCAUAAGGGUGUAUACUAUAGUUAGUUGUCUACAAAAGAACUUUCUUCAAAACUUGUGUUCUCUCUUCGAAUUUCACCAAAACACUAAAUUAUAACCAUCAUGGGUGAUGUUCUAAGCCCCUUCACCAUCUCAUCCCCUCCUCCACCCUCCUCUCCAUCAACCAAGAGCAACAGCAUGCCCAUGUUGUACUACGGUCUCGUGGUGGUCGGAACCGCCGCCAUAGUACUAGCCAUAUACAACCUCGUCCUCCUAAGACGGAGCCACACGCGCCAUGCGCUGCCGUCGCAAAGUACUGGGCAAAAUAGAGAUAUUGUACGAGUGCCCGAGAUGAGAACGAGGAGCUUCGAGGACAGCCAACAAAGGAACUUGUUGUCGAGCUUCAAGUACAAGAAAGAAGUUGUGGCCAAAGAAGAAGAACAAGAAGAAGAAGAGCAAGAUGAUGAUGAAUUUGAGUGCUCCGUUUGCUUAUCGGUUUAUGAAGAAGGUGAAGAGGUGAGGAAGCUUCCACAGUGCAAGCACUAUUUCCACGUUCUUUGCAUAGACAUGUGGCUUUACUCCCACUUGGAUUGCCCGAUUUGUAGAACGCCCGUUGAUGUUGUUGGCCCUUUGUGUCCGCUGGAGAAUUCACCUGAUGGGAUGAUGGAAUCCGGUGGUGGCAUACCAUCAUCUCUCUAGAUUAUGUGGUUGGGGAGAAAUUAUUAGAUAAUUAUCUCACAUUAAUCAUAUAUUCUUCUUCAAUUUUCAUAUCACACCUAA